Messenger RNA from Pongo pygmaeus (Bornean orangutan), 600 nucleotides. RefSeq names its product CMT1A duplicated region transcript 15 protein-like protein. The coding region runs from base 1 to 600 and encodes 199 amino acids. NCBI's taxonomy places the organism in Eukaryota, Metazoa, Chordata, Mammalia, Primates, Hominidae. The transcript is spliced from 2 exons. The record is from RefSeq and is a predicted model, not a curated record.
AUGGAGGCACAGACACAUGCUCUUGGUCCAUAUGCAGAAAUAGGAGCACUUGCAGCACCAGCUGUAGAGCCAGAGCCAGCAUGGGAAGAGCCCCCUCCAGAGAGAGCACUGGAGCUGGAGGGAGCUCCAGCCAAGGACCAGCCCAGCCAGGAGCUGCCUGAAAUCAUGGCACCUAUUGUAGCCACUGGCCUUCACCCUGGAGCUGAAAGUGUGGCUGGAGAGAGAAGUGGGAGGGAGGGGGUGACAAGCACAGCCCCAGCCAGCUGCUCCCAUGCUGCCCCUAGUCCUGGGCAUGGUGGAAAACAUAGAGGCAGAGACCAGGGCAUUCAGACUGGACUCCUCUAUCUUGCUGGAGAGAGGCUUCUCUCAUUCACUAGAACCACAGCCCUGCUGCUGCAGGGUCUGUUUAUUGUGCUAAUGCUGGUGGGGUCUAUCUGUGUGCAGGAGGUGUGCAAGAGCAUUAAAAGAAGGCUGGGAAGAAGAGUUCCAGCAGCUUCUACUGCUCUCAGAUGCAAUCUUCUCCUCCAGGCAUGGAUGUGUGUCUGCAACUGGGUAUCCAGGCUGUUUGCCCCUAAUGUGCUGCCCCAAAUGGGCUCUUAA